AUGCCCUGGGUGUUGACGAUACGCUCGUGGGCAUUUUUGUACGCCAUGCUCGAAGGGCCCCUCAUCACAUUCUCCUUUGGUCAGAUUUCGGGCGUCACGGCCGGCUUUGGUUACAACACGCACAUGCGCUUCCCCACCGCCGCCGAGGUCAUGGAAUUUCCUCUCCUUUCGCGCUCCAGCCCUAAGAAGGACGCCGAGAAACCGCCGCUGAUUGAGACGUUGGGCUCCAUCGUCAGUAGCGGCUGGGUGGCUCCGAAGGACGGCGGGUUCUGGAUCGCGGCCGGGCUCAAGGUCAAGGCCUUCCAGAUGCUCGAAGUUCAGGCCGUCGCCGUGGUGGAAUGGGGAGCUGGUCUUCGCCUAGGCAUCUUCGCUGUAGCCACGGCAAGCAUGCCGCCUCAAUUGAUACCCGGUGGCAUCCGGUUCGCCUAUGUCGAGCUUGGGCUCACGGCUACUCUAGACGCAGAGGCGGGAACGCUCUUCAUUGACGGCCAGCUGGCGCCCUCUUCCUUCAUCUUGGCCCCCGACUGCCGUCUCUCCGGGGGCUUCGCGUUAUACGCGUGGUUUGGAGAACACUCAGACCUCAAGGGUGACUGGGUCUUCUCGCUGGGCGGCUAUCACCGCCAGUACACGCCGCCGCCGCAGUGUCCGCAGCCACCGCGUCUGGGCAUCUCCUGGCAGUUCAGCAACGCCAUCUCAAUACGCGGCGAGGCCUACUUCGCUAUCACGCCGGCCGUGUGCAUGGGCGGUGGGCGGUGGAACGUGUCUCUGCAACUCGGUCCUCUCGAGGCCUUCUACGAGGCCCAUAUUGACUUCCUGAUCAACUUCCAGCCCUUCCAUUUCAUCGCCGACGGAGCCAUCAGUGUUAGUGUCCGAUUUGUCUUGGACCUUUGGCUUGUAACGCUGAACAUCGCGGUUGAUAUUGCGGCGAGUUUGCACAUCGAGGGCCCGCCAAUCCAUGGCACUGUGCACGUGUGCUUCUGGGUGUUUGGCUUUGAUAUCGCAUUUGGUAGUGGCACUGAUAGUCCACCCGGCAUUUCCAUUGAUGAGAUGAUUCAACUGGCCUGCGAAAAGUCUGAAGGUGGGGAGAAGGCAUCUCUUGACACUAUUACUGCAUCGACACCGCUUAGCGGGUUGACACUCGCAGACGCGUACUCAGAUUUCGAUCGUUCGGACAGGUCGUCAGGACCGCGUCUCUAUACUCCAGAUUCGCAGUCCGCCUCCGAUACUGAAGACUCAGAACCCCCGGCCGCAGUCGGCACCGGACCGCAUGUGCUAUCAGUCGAAUCAGGGCUCGUCCCCAGCGGCAAAACAGACUCGAAACCAAGCUCCGAGCCGUGGGUUGUACAACCCGUGGGCUUUGCCUUCAGCAUCGCGUGCAAAAUCCCGAUCGACAAGGCCGUCAUAGAAACCGAGGGAGAUGAGGAAAAGCCGUCAGUUCCGGGCUCAGGAAUGCCCAUCUUUGCUAAACCUAUGAAAGACGAGAGUCCCAUCUCUUCCGUUUUGACUGUGAAAUUUCGUUUUAAACCCACACCGGCAGACAAGAUGCUUGAACCUCCGCGCGGGCGGUGCCAUUGCGGGAGAAUAAUCGUGGCAUUAUCAAGAAGAUGCCAGCCGGACUUUGGGGGAAAUGCAGAUUCGAAAGCGGCGGAUCCAGCCUACAGCGCCAACAACCGUGGCCUUCUUGACGGAACCAAAGAUGCCACUGUCGAGCUCCUCGCCGAGGUCAGCAUCGCUGCGCCGAGCGCGCUCCCAGCCACACUGGACACUUUACAACCGUUUGAAUACAAGCGCAUGUUUGUCUCGGACGUAGAGGAUGAAAACAAACGCCGAUCGUUUCCCUGCCCAUACACUAAGACAUCAAGCGAGGGUUCCUCCCCUGUCCCAGUUGCUCAUAAACCAGGACAGUGGGAUGCUGUGGUAAGCGCCUGGCGUAGUGCAGGUGAGGACUGUAAGCCUGCGGAAGAUGCUAUCAGUCUUUGGAAGAAGGUUGGGCUGGACGAGCUGGGCUGGGAGGCUGAGAAGCUACAGGAGGGCGAGUUUGCCUGGCAGAUGCCGAAGGAGAGGCUUCCGGAGCUGCUGGACAACUUUGAUUCGUAUUACCUCUGGCCGCCGUACCUCACUCCAAAGCCAAAGCCGAGCUCUCAUGCCGAGCUCUCAUAG
Messenger RNA from Ilyonectria robusta, 2160 nucleotides. RefSeq lists its product as uncharacterized. The record is from RefSeq and is a predicted model, not a curated record. Bases 1 to 2160 code for a protein of 719 amino acids. NCBI's taxonomy places the organism in Eukaryota, Fungi, Ascomycota, Sordariomycetes, Hypocreales, Nectriaceae. The transcript has 2 exons.